CUAACUAUAAGUAUGUCCACUGCUACUUGUCAGCUAUCAUUCAGUAAGUUAAAAUUAAUAUUAUGUUACUUAAGAGCUACAAUAAGUCAACAGCGAUUGUGCAACUUGGCAUUGACAAGUAUUGAAGAAAAUGAAAUGAAUGGUUUAAAUUUUAUAGAGAUAAUCAACGAGCUUGCCUCUGCAAAAGCCAGAAAAGUGAAGAAAAUGAAAUAA
Molecule: messenger RNA, 213 nt
Organism: Helobdella robusta
Lineage: Eukaryota; Metazoa; Annelida; Clitellata; Rhynchobdellida; Glossiphoniidae
Exons: 1
Source: RefSeq, a predicted model, not a curated record